Molecule: messenger RNA, 1536 nt
Organism: Colletotrichum destructivum
Lineage: Eukaryota; Fungi; Ascomycota; Sordariomycetes; Glomerellales; Glomerellaceae
Product: Putative fungal lipase-like domain, alpha/Beta hydrolase
Exons: 3
Coding region: 253-1275 (340 amino acids)
Biological process (GO): lipid metabolic process
Source: RefSeq, a predicted model, not a curated record
GUACAUGCUUGAGCUCGAGCUCGAGCUCGAGCUCGAGAUGCUCUCACCGCUGCCCCUUACAGUCCGUCCAGGGCCACGACUCGGCGACGGCCCACUGCUCGUGUACCCUGCUGCCGUCUUCGCAAUGUAUAAGACGACGCGGCUGCGCGAGAAUGAUACCGUAGACCUGUCUAUUCCUCUGUUUGCUGUGCCCUACCACCAAGUCCUCGAGUUCCCUCUUUGUUGUCUUGCUCUGUCUCGCCCGCCGUCAUCAUGUUGGCCAAGCUGUCUCUUCUCCCUCUGCUGUCCGCCGCUGUUUCGGCGUCUCCUCUUCUGGAUGCCAGGGCCCCGGUGGCCGCACUUGACGAGAGAGCUGUGACGGUGUCUGCCGCCGAUCUGUCCAACUUCGAGUACUAUGUGCAGAUGGUGGCAGCAACCUCCUGCAACAGCGAGGCUGCUGUCGGUGCCUCCAUCACCUGCAGUGCGGACUCCUGCCCCGAUGUCGAGGCCAACGGCGCUAAGAUCGUCGGCACUUUCUCCGGCCUCGUGUCUGGCCUCCAAGGCUACGUUGCCACGGACCCUGUGAAGAAGAACAUCGUCAUUGCCAUCCGUGGUUCCAACAACGUCCGCAACUGGAUCACUAACAUCCUCUUCGCCUUCGACGACUGCGACUUUGUCGACGACUGCAAGGUCCAUACUGGCUUCGCCAACGCCUGGAACGAGGUCAAGAACUCCCUCUUGACCUAUGUCAAGUCGGCCAAGGCCGCCAACCCCAAUUACACCAUCAUCGCGACUGGCCACUCCCUCGGUGGUGCUGUUGCCACCAUCGCCGCCGCUGACCUCCGCCGCGACGGUUACGCCGUCGACCUUUACACGUACGGCAGCCCCCGUGUUGGCAACGAUGCUUUUGUCAACUUCGUCACCGUCCAAGCCGGCGCCGAGUAUCGCAUCACCCACGUGGACGACCCCGUUCCCCGUCUGCCUCCCAUCCUCUUUGGCUACCGUCAUACCAGCCCCGAGUACUGGCUGUCCACCGGUAGCGCCACCACCAUCGACUAUGACAUCUCCGACAUCAAGGUCUGCGAGGGCGAUGCCAGCACAAAGUGCAACGGCGGCACCUUUGGACUCAACGUCGACGCCCACAAGUACUACUUCCGCAGAACCGGUGCCUGCAGCACGGACGGCUUCGAGUUCCGCCAGAGGGAGGAGGAGAUCUCGGAUGAGGACCUUGCCGCCCGCCUCACGGCUUGGGCCGAACAGGACAUUGAGAUCUCCAAAAGUCUGGGACAGGCUUAGACGACAAGAUAUACGAUGCAUUGUACAUACUGGAGGCAAACAUAUUAUGACCAUGUUAUGAAGGCAGGAGCGGGCCUCUGGAGUUUUUUUUGGAAAGAAAGCAUCAAUACGAUUAAUACCACGAUAGGACCACGGGAACCCUAGACGUGCCACGCGUCUUUGUUGACCGAGAGAGACCAGAAUAAUCACGUACAUAAUUGUAUAGUACAUAAUCUACACCGGUAUCCGACAUUCACUUCAACUGGUCCAUCUUCUACGACC